GCGUAAUUGCCCGGAGGCGGGUUUGGAAGGCGCUCGUGUCAGGGGCAUCAGCAGGCCUGGGUUACGAGCGCAGCUGCGAUGAACGAAGCUUCAGCUCCGCAGGCUCGCAGAUGGGUCAGGGACUCUGGAGAGUUGCUAGGAACCAGCAAUUGCAACACCAAGGAUACACUGGACAAGGCUAUCUUACCAGAGAACAUGGUAGGAGGAUAGCUGCUAACAAUGUUUCCAACACAAGCCAUCGCAAACAAGCCCAAGGAGGCAUUGACAUCUACCACCUGCUGAAGACAAGAAAAUCUAAAGAACAAGAAGGAUUUAUUAACCUGGAAAUGCUACCACCAGAGCUUAGUUUUACUAUUUUGUCAUACCUGAAUGCAACCGAUCUUUGUCUAGCUUCCUGUGUCUGGCAGGAUCUUGCUAAUGAUGAGCUUCUCUGGCAAGGGUUGUGCAAAUCCACUUGGGGUCACUGUUCUAUAUACAAUAAGAAUCCGCCUCUAGGAUUUUCUUUUAGAAAAUUGUAUAUGCAGCUAGAUGAGGGCAGUCUCACCUUUAAUGCCAACCCUGAUGAGGGAGUCAACUACUUUAUGUCCAAGGGCAUACUAGAUGAUUCACCGAAAGAAAUAGCUAAGUUUAUCUUUUGCACAAGAACACUAAAUUGGAAGAAGCUGCGAAUCUACCUUGAUGAAAGGCGAGAUGUUUUGGAUGACCUCGUGACGCUGCACAACUUCAGAAAUCAGUUCUUGCCAAAUGCACUGAGAGAGUUCUUCAGACACAUUCAUGCUCCUGAGGAGCGUGGGGAGUACCUUGAGACUCUCAUAACAAAGUUCUCUCACAGAUUCUGUGCUUGUAACCCUGAUUUGAUGAGAGAGCUUGGCCUUAGCCCUGAUGCAGUUUAUGUACUGUGUUACUCUUUGAUUCUACUUUCCAUUGAUCUAACAAGCCCUCACGUGAAGAACAAAAUGUCAAAGAGGGAAUUCAUCCGAAAUACACGACGGGCUGCACAGAAUAUUAGUGAAGAUUUUGUAGGGCACCUUUAUGACAACAUCUACCUUAUUGGCCAUGUGGCUGCCUAAAAGCACAAUUUGUUAGCACUUAAAAUUUGUAAGUUUCAAAAACUACAUCAAUUCAAGAAAUUAAUUAUUUUGUAGAGAUGGGGGUUAUUUUAGUGCUGGUCAUUCUAACCUCUGUAUGCAAUCAAAGUUUGUGUGUGUAAGUGUGUGUAUGUGUAAACUACCUUUUCUAUCUAUUUGCUGUGGGAACGGAAGGAUUUGGAGAUCUGGUUUUCAUAAUUUUUUUAGUUUUGCACAAAACAAUGCCAUUAGUCUGACAGCCAUUUACGAAUGUUAAACUGACAUUACAGUCUAAGCUGACAAAGUGGUGAAUUUGUGCAUUAGAUCUGCUUGAAACUUUAAUAAGUUCAUUCUUUUUAGAAUACCAUGUAAUGUGUAUAUAUUUAACUAAAGAGAUUUAUAAUCAUAAUUAUUUUAUUGUAAAAUAUUUUAACUAAAAUUUCUCCUUUUAUCUCUUAAAAAUAGCAUUGUACUUCUUUCUUUUGCAUUUUUUUUACAAUGCGGGCUACCUCAGGUACAUAACUUAGAGAAACAUUUGUCUGAAUACUAUCUUAAAGUUUAUUCUAGGAGAUGACAGAAUACUUGUAACAUAUCUAGGCUGACAUUUGCUACUGUACUAACUAACUUGAAUUAGCGUAUUGCCAAUCUGCUAUUCACUCAAUUUUAAAGAUUACAACCUCUGGUUUAGGUGAACCCUGAUAUCACACAGGGAUAGCCAAGGGAAACUGUGCAGUUUAUACAGAGAGAGCUAACCUAUACUGCAGACAGUAGUUACUGGGGACGUAGGACAACUGCAGUCAUCUAUUCAGCACAGUAAGCAAGGAAAAAAUUUCAACAGGGAAAAUGGUAGGGGCGGCUAACUUGUCGCUGCUUUCAACUGCUUCCUUCAGUCUGGAAGUGUCAAUGAUGGAAAUGCCUAGGCAAAUAUAUACGAGAUGACUCAUUGCUAAAGCUGUUAAAAACUGACUGUGCAAGAUUAGAGCAGUGACUGUGCAGGAUUGGAAAGCCGUUUCAGACUCAGAUACUGAAUUACUCUUUCUAAAUCUGUCAUGUAGCUAGAUUUUGUAAUAGUUCUAGAUUUAUGAAAAUACUUCAAAAAUGGUUUCGGUCAGGUUGUGUCUUACAUUUUCUGAAGUGUGUAGAGUAUUAGCAGUGCAACUGCCGUGCGUGUGCAGGCAUUGAACAAGGAUUUGCCUGGUUUUUGUUCAGAUAACUCAUAGAGCAGUGCUUUUCUUAAAUUGACAUAACAUGUAGUUGAAAUCAGAGCUGUUCCUAAUUAUGUUUGUUUACAUAAUAUUCAGCUAUUGCUAGCAUCUGGAUUCAUCAUGGUAGCAAGCAGAUUUAUCCUUUUUCCCUACCAUGCCAUGAGGUGAGGUAGGAAGAUAUUCUUAGUUCUGUUUUACAGAUUAAUCUGAUUUUUUUAUGUAGGAAGCCUAUGGCAGAACCAGGAAUUGAAUGCAGGUCAUACUCCUCAUAGGCAUGCACUUUGCCGACACUGCUGCUUUCCAUUUGGCACCUCGGAGGUGUUACAUUUGUCUUGGAUGCAAGAAGAGUGAUGACAAUGACAGUCCACAUGAGAGCUAUGUAAAUGACAGCGAGAAAAAUGUAGCUACUGCUGGUAUUUCAAGUGUUCAGUACAUUUUGGUUAUAGCUCUAGUCCACAUGCAAGAAUGCAGCCAGAAAAAUUUGUGGGUUUUUUUUUUAUUACGUUUCCUUUAAUCAAGUAUAAAUGCUAUUUGUGUUUGUGCAGCACACACAGCCAAAGCCAGGAGCCAGCAGUAUUGCAGCUAUCUUCCAGACAGGUUUUACAAUAUCACACUCCCCUCUCACUUCACCCUGUGUCAUUUCAUAUAUUUCAGAAAGCCCAAGGAUGCAUUCCACAGUGGUCAAUUAAUCUCAAACAUGAGUAAAGCAUAUGCGGUGUGCUGAGGAGCUUUGCUUAAGGCACAGGUAUUUGGUCCUGCAGGCAAAAAAAAAAAAAAGUUGGAAAACUUUUAACGUAAUCUGUAAGACCAACAAUAAAGGAUAAGUGUCUCUCUGCUCCUUAAAGUGAUCUUACAUGAAGACUGCAGAAUAUGGCUUUCUAGAAAACUCUUCAGAAGUUAUACACUUAAAAAGAAUAAUUCAGUGAAUUUUGAAAUUAUAACCAAUCUUACCAGGAAAUGUUUUCUUCUCAAACCACAAAUGCAGAGUGAGGCCUAAUUCUCUUCUGACUGGUAUCUGCAUUGCCGUUAGUGAUACUGGUUUUGAUUUUGCACCGAUAAGAGUGUACAAAUUGUUAAUCUCCAUUUCUCGUAAUUUCCAGUUACCCUCAAUUCCCAUCCUCAGACAGAUACAGAACAAAGCCUCUGGGCAGACAAGAAUGUGUGUUUUCUGGAAUAGAUGAGUACAUCUAUUAACAAGGUUUAGAAAUCUUCAAGGCUAGUGUAACAGCCAAGAAGCGAAAUUAGAAGCAGGCUGAUAUGGUUAAGGUUUCCGUAAGACACAAGUCCAGGGGAAAAGGGGAAAAAAAAAAAAAACAAACAACCAAAUCACAUGCAGAUAACAGCAUCUGAUCAUCACAGUAGGAUUUUGAAUGGUGUUAGAUGAUUAGCACCCAGCUCACGCUGUACGUUAUAUUACUAACUCAGAGUGGAACAGCAAACACAACACACCAAGCGUGAAUUCCCUUAGCGGUAACCAAGAAACAAAAAAUGACAAUAGACAUUUCUCCUGUCCUUUUUUCUUUUGAAGUGUGAGUCUCUGGCGUGGAGUAGAAGUAAUUUUUGGCAUUUUAAGAAUCUAGACUUUUCAUGAAGUUAGGCAAUUUUCUAUCUUAAAAGAAAAUAAAUCUUAAGCAGAAGUGACAAUGUUCUUACAAGUGAAAAAGAUAAAGUUUGAAUUCUCUUAGUCAUCCUCCGAAAGCCCCCUAAAAACUUUGGGCAGUGUCUUCUUCAAUGCACUAUUAGUGUUGCCACGUACAUUUUAAAAGAAAAUUAUGAUAGAUACUUCAUUGAUCCAGGUGUCACCAAAUUAUGUGACGUGGAAAUAGCUACUUGAUCGAGCACUUCAGAAGACUCAGAGGAUCCCACCCCUAGUGACGUGGGCAUGAUCAUACUCAUCACUGCAAAGUGAUUCCUCAGCUACCAUGAUUCCACCUCUGCAUGUCCUUUGAACUUUGUCCAUGUGAUAUUGCCUUCACGCAGCACUGAAGGAAGAGAUGAGCCUGCAGCCCAUCCCGCUGCAAGUGCCAGUUAUUCUGGUCCCGAAAGACACUGAAGUUGUGUUCUGAAUGGCCAUUUCUGAAAUUUUGCUAACUUUAGUAUACACAGAUGUGACAGAAUGACAACUGUUCUUUGUUCAUGCAGGGGAAAUGAGUGUACCUGUGUCCAUGUUAAGAGUCACAUAAUACAGCUCAUUUUUGCCUGUAUUGAAUUCUAAGGCUCUCAUUGCAUUUAUUCAAGGACUACAGUAUAUAUUACAUUCACAUGGUUCAGUUACAGGCAGUGUCUGAUACUCUACAUUUUCUCGAAACUCUAUUUCUGUCUUGAAUACUUUCCAUUCAUACCCUAAACAACAGAUUUAUACAGCUUUGGCUUUUUAAAAUAAAUCAAAGCUGCUUCAACAUACAAAAGCCCAAACAACUGUAAGUUAGAGACACGUUUGUCAGUUUUGAAACGUGCAAGAAAUUCGCAUUC
This is a messenger RNA of Egretta garzetta (little egret), 4744 nucleotides long. It is a transcript of the gene FBXO8, whose product is annotated as F-box protein 8. NCBI's taxonomy places the organism in Eukaryota, Metazoa, Chordata, Aves, Pelecaniformes, Ardeidae. Bases 111 to 1070 code for a protein of 319 amino acids. Gene Ontology annotation, molecular function: guanyl-nucleotide exchange factor activity; protein binding. The record is from RefSeq and is a predicted model, not a curated record. The transcript has 6 exons. Gene Ontology annotation, biological process: regulation of ARF protein signal transduction.